UCCCUCUCCCUCUCUCGCCUGCGGGGAGCAAAGCAAAUCCGAGCGAGCCAGGCUGCACCGGCGAUGGGCCGUGCCGCGGCCGGCCGGCCUCCUCCUCCUCCUCCUCUUCCUCCUCCUCCCCCCGCCGCCGCCGCCGCCGCCGGGGCCCUCCUGCCUCCCGUCUCCGGCCUGCUCCGCGUUCCUCCGGCGCGCUCCCGGCAGCGGCCCAUGGCCCGCUCCUGCUCGGCGCGGCUGCACGGCGAGGCGGCCGCCUUCACCGCCGCCCUCCGCUCCCUCGUCAACAACCCGCAGUUCAGCGACGUGACAUUCGUGGUGGGCCAGGAGAAGCGGGAGGUGUUUGCACACCGCUGCGUCCUGGCCUGCCGCUGCCAGGCCUUCCAGGGGAUGCUGAGCCAGGUGCCGGCGGGUGGCGAGGGUCCCCCUGGCAGCGUCCCACCGCAGGGCCCCCUCGUCCUGGGCAACGUGCAGCCCGAGGUCUUCCUGGCCGUCAUUGAGUUCCUCUACACCAACUGCGUGACCCUCAACAGCCACAUUGCCCUGGAGGUGCUGACCUCGUCGGUGGAGUAUGGCCUGCAGGACCUGUGCAAGCUCUGCGUCGAGUUCCUCAAGGAGACGCUGAGCGUGGAGCAGGUCUGCGAGGCGCUGCAGCUCCCUUGGGUGCCCUUGUGCCCAGCCAGUGUCCCCUCCCUUGGCUACCCUGGGGGAGUAUCCAAAACCCCGUGGAGGUCCAUCAUCUGGAGAUCCUGCAGCAAGGCCGCGGUGACCUACGGGCAGGCGGAUCUCCAGCAGCACUGCCUGGCGUUCAUCGAGGGCUGCACGGCGGCGGUCGUGCGGACGCGGGGCUUCCACGAGCUGUCGGACGCGGCGCUGGCGCGGGUGCUGCGCAGCGACCGCCUGGCCGUCGACGAGCUGGAGCUGGUGCAGGCCGUGCGGGAGUGGGCGCACGUGAGCUCGGCCGUGCUGGAGCGCCCGGUGCCCGAGGUGGCCGCGCUGCCCGUCCGCGAGCUCCGCUUGCCCUUGCUGGCGCCCAGCGAGCUGGCGACGCUGGAGAGCCACAACCGGCGGGACCGGCUCAUCCCGGUGGAGAGCAUCGCGGCGGCCUGGCGGUGCCACGCGCUGAGGAAGGGCGGCGGCGUGCCCUCGCGCCUCUGCCGGCCCCGGCGGGGCACGCGGCCCCGCGACCACCACCGCCACCUGCACCCCCGCGCCAAGUAGGGGCCCGUGCCGCGGGCGAGGGCCGGGUUGGGAGGGGGCCGGGCAGGCGGGCGCUGCCGAGAGCAGCGACCAGCCCCUGCACCCGCGCCGCGGCGCCGGGAGCCGGGGGCGCGCUGGGGCGCUCUCUCCCCCGACCCUGGGGGUGGAGGGGGGGUUCUGGGGGGUGCUGCUUGGAGAUGGGGCUGCCGGGGGGGGGGGUGCAGGGCCGUGGGAGGGGCUGGUGCCUGGGCACCGUGGCACCCGCGAGUGGGACCCUGCAGGCUCCCCGCACCCCAGGGCCGGCAUCAGCGCUGCGGGGAGUCCCUGCAGGGUGACCCCGGAGGGUGGUGGGGGCUCCGGGGGG
This is a messenger RNA of Rhea pennata, 1558 nucleotides long. It is a transcript of the gene BTBD19, whose product is annotated as BTB domain containing 19. Bases 64 to 1215 code for a protein of 383 amino acids. The transcript has 10 exons. NCBI's taxonomy places the organism in Eukaryota, Metazoa, Chordata, Aves, Rheiformes, Rheidae. Gene Ontology annotation, molecular function: protein binding. The record is from RefSeq and is a predicted model, not a curated record.